AUGUCGAAUUCCACACCCCAAGGCAAGGCGACCGCCUCCGAACAGCCCCAGCAACAACAGAAGCCCCAGGUGCUGGAGGAGGAUGACGAAUUUGAGGAUUUCCCCGUUGAAGAUUGGAGCCAGGAAGAAGCUGAGCAGUCAGCUACCAACGAAGGCAAUGAGCACCUCUGGGAGGAGAGCUGGGACGAUGACGAUGCCGCAGAGGAUUUCUCGAAGCAGCUGAAGGAAGAACUGAAGAAGGUCGAAGCCUCGUCUUAA
Molecule: messenger RNA, 258 nt
Organism: Penicillium longicatenatum
Lineage: Eukaryota; Fungi; Ascomycota; Eurotiomycetes; Eurotiales; Aspergillaceae
Product: proteasome regulatory particle lid subunit SEM1
Exons: 3
Coding region: 1-258 (85 amino acids)
Biological process (GO): double-strand break repair via homologous recombination; mRNA export from nucleus; proteasome assembly
Cellular component (GO): proteasome regulatory particle, lid subcomplex; proteasome complex
Source: RefSeq, a predicted model, not a curated record